AGUGCUUUUUGGGUCGUUCGGAUUCUGACACAAGUUGAUGAGUUCGUUGCAGUCGCUGUCGACAGCUGAUCGAACUCCCAUUCUCCAUUUUGGAGACGAGCCGUGGCGCGACUCUCCCAGCGAGUCAGUGAGUCUAAAAAGGGACAUGUCGACGGAGAGAUUGUUCAAACCUUGCUCCUGGGGUCAUCUCCUAGAAUCGACGGACUUCGAGACCGCUUCCGUCGCCGAAUUUGUUUCAGCUCCUCUGGCUUCUCGAUGGGCCGAAAUCGUGCGGGAGGGUGUGUAUGUGGAGGUUCAGAAUGCGACGAGAGCUGCGUCAACGAACGAGAUCGCCUAUUGGUUGGCUGUUGUCAUAAAGGUCCACGGUUAUUUCGUCAAGCUACGCUAUUUGGGUUGCGAUGAUGAUUCUUGCCACGACUUCUGGAUGAAUACCACUUCUGAAAUUGGCGUUGUUGGAGGGACAGACUACACCAUCCAUCCCGUCGGCUGGUCUGUAGAGCACGGAGAGGAGCUUCAUCCACCCAAGGAGAUCGAAAAUUCACGAGAAGAUUGGAUUUCUUGCCUGAGCGCCAAACUCGCCGACUGUUCGACUAUUCCCAAAAAAUUGCAUGAGGCUUUCCGAUUGGCGACAAGGACUAGUUUUUCGCCCGGAAUGAAACUGGAAGCUGUCGAUAUCCGCGAUCCCGGUUGCCUCAGAGAGGCGUCUGUUGGUUGUGUCAGCGGUCGGAGACUCGAAGUGCAAUACGUAGAGGAUGGCACAUCUUCCGAUAGCGAUGCGUCCAGCUUUUGGUGCCACGACUCAUCAACCAUGAUACGACCCGUCGGAUGGGCUAAGCUCAUCGGACAAGAUAUCAGAUCCACGCAGAGAUACUUCGACACAAGUUUGGGGAAAAUACUCGCAAACAGACUUUCCGAUGAAGAUGCUCCGGUCGGCUGUUUCACCCCGCUACAUAUGCUAGAGAAACAACGACAAAGCCUGGACGCGCAAGAGCUGAAGGUCGGAAUGAAACUCGAGUUCUUCACGCCCCAAUGUCCUGACGCGAUGUGCAUCGGUACCAUUCGUAAGGUUCUGCGUAAUCACUUCCUGGUAGUCGAAGCAGAUGAUGUCUCAGCUCCUGAAGAGCGCCUCCGGAUGUGCGUACACGCUUUGUCCAACUGUCUCUAUCCCGCCGGUUACGCUCAAAUCGCCCGAAUAAGAUUGAAGAAACCUCCCGGGUACGAGGAAAGGUGUUUUAGGUGGAAGGAAUAUCUCGACGAAACACGAAGUAACGCCGCCCCCGCCGAGAUUUUUGCGAAAGAGGUGCCGGACCAUGGUUUCCAAGUCGGACAGAUGCUUGAAGCAACCGACGUUUUAGCCCCGGAGGACAUUCGCGUCGCGAGAAUCGAAAGAGUCGUCGAUCGUCUUCUCUUAAUCCAUUUCGAAGGCUUCCCAUGCGAUUACGAUCAAUGGGUCGAUUGCGAGAGUCCCGAUAUAUUCCCCGUUGGCUGGUGCAAUUCGGUGAGAUACCGAUUGACUGACCCAGGCGGGGGUUCACAAGGAGUUCGCGCCCUCGAUUGACAUCACACGACGACCCGAUGUUUCGUCGUGCCGACGAGACGAAAGCCCAUAUCAUACUCGGAGAUCGCGCAUUCCGAGGUCGAUUUCACACAUCUCACCGUAAACCCCGGACGAAAGCUAGGAAAGAGUCUUUGUGGAGGCGAAUCAAGCGAACUAUUCCCAAGUCUUAGUCUCACUUGAUUCAAUUUUCUCUGAAUAAACCGAAAGGUAAUUCCUAGAUUCAA
Messenger RNA from Galendromus occidentalis (western predatory mite), 1782 nucleotides. Its product is annotated as MBT domain-containing protein 1. The transcript has 6 exons. Gene Ontology annotation, biological process: negative regulation of DNA-templated transcription. Lineage: Eukaryota; Metazoa; Arthropoda; Arachnida; Mesostigmata; Phytoseiidae. The record is from RefSeq and is a predicted model, not a curated record. Gene Ontology annotation, cellular component: nucleus. Bases 38 to 1558 code for a protein of 506 amino acids. Gene Ontology annotation, molecular function: histone binding; chromatin binding.